CAACGAGAUUCUGAUCCACGUUUCUAGUGUAAACAACCUUACCUGAUGUUAUCAGACAAUCUUGGAUUAAAUCCUUUUAUAUGAAGCUAUUGUUUGGUCAUAAAUUAUUUAAUAUAUGGAUGAACACAAAGUACACAACAAUCUACGUAUUUGUUGACAAGGCACUUCUAAAUUUCAAGUAAACUUGAUUUAAAAAGAGAUGAAAUAUACCAUGAGUAGUGGAGAAUCAAUAAUUUGCAUUUAAAUGGGGAAAUACAGAGCCUGCUGAAUCAGUUAGGAAAGAUCGGCAGUAAAAAUGUUCAGAGGUCCAAGAGAUUACAACAAAUUGGAUCUAAAGAAAUUCACUGGACACAAAGAUGAGGUCAACUGUGUUGCGUUUUCGCCAGAUUUUCAAAUAAUGGUAACAGGUUCAGAUGAUGAAAGGGUUCGAGUGUUUGAUGCCACAAAUGGUGCUAUGGUGUGCAAGCUUAAAGGACAUAUUGGUGCUAUAAAAAGUGUUGCAGUAGCUCCUAACUGUAAAACAUUUGCUAGUGCAUCUUAUGAUAAAACAAUCCGUGUCUGGAGAACUUCAGAUGGUGAAAAUCUUCAUAUCUUAGAAGGUCACAUGAAGAGUGUUGAGGUAGUUGUUUACUCUCCAGACUCAAAGCAAUUAGCCUCAGGGUCCUGGGACAGGACUGCCAUUAUCUGGAAUGUCGAGCAAGGUUUUCCCAUCCGAGUUCUGACAGGACACAAGAGUGUAGUACAGUCAUUAGCAUUCUCAUUAAAUGGUAAAUGGUUGGCCACAGGUUCUUGGGACUUUACAGUUAAAGUUUGGACUCUGAAUGAUCCAGAUGAUUCUGUUGUAACUAUGGAAGGACAUAAAGGAAAUAUACAUGCUGUUGCUUUCUCAAAAGAUGGCAUGCUGGCAUCAGGCUCCUGGGACAAAACUGUAAGGAUGUGGAACCCUAAAACUGGUAAACAGAUUCAUCAGUGUGAGGGACACGGUGGAUGGGUACAAGCUUUAUCUUUCUCUACUGAUGGACUAUACUUAGCCAGUGCUAGUGAUGAUGAAACUGUGAGAGUAUGGGAUGUUUUAACAGGGGAAUGUAUCAAGGAAUUAGAGGGUCAGACAGAUACGGUACAACAUUGUGCUUUCAAACCUGGUGGUGCUUUGGUAGCCUCUGGAUCUUUAGCUACAGUGUUAUCAUUUAAAUGAUACAUAUUUAGUUCAUGCUCAGUACACAUUUACUUAGAUUGGUAUCCUUGAUAUCAUUAGCUACAACAUUAGCAUUUAAAUGAUUCAUAGUUAGAUGGGUUCAGAUGCUGUUUUGUUAUAAGAAGCAUCAGUAAAAAUAUUACUGACCUAAGUGUAUUUUUGUAUUCUUAUUUCAUUGAGAAUAUUAUUUGAAUAUAUCAAACAAAGUAGGAAACCUGAGAACUAUCUGGUUAGAACCAAAUCCUCACAUACUUUUAUUUAUUGGUAUGUUCCUUUAAGAUCAAGUUUAGUGUACAUUUAAAUUACAAAUAAUUAUCCAGUCAGAAAACUGUCUUGGAAAUUCUUUGGUUCAAAUUAGCAGAUAUAAUUUUUCUGUACCAAAUUAUGGAACGUAUAAUCCACAGAUUUUUACCUCGAAAUUCAAAUUACCAGGCAGAGGUGCAGAAUAAACAGUACUGCAAGCAAAAAAUAAAAAUUUAGAUUCCACGAUUCUUUUUUACAAUUUAUAUUUUCACCAAAUUUUAGUCAAUAAAGAAAAGCAUACCAUGAAAAUACCAUAAAUAUUGUGACAAAAUAUAUUAUUUCCAAAAUAUCAAUGGUAAAUUUAUUAUACAUAAAUAUGGUUUCUACAUGACCUUUUAAGGAAAAUAGACACAUUUUUAACUCAAAGAAAAGCUUACUUGUGGAAACUUUACAAACAGUGAAAAUCAAGAAAAACAAGGAAGACUAGAAAUGUGAUCCCUUUUUGGUAGACAUUUCAAAAGUGCACGUCUGAUAAGUCUGGAAGUUAAGAAUAAACAAUAAUCCCUGACAAAAAAAAAGUUUUUUUUUUGUGAAACUGAAGACCUUUAAUAGACAUUUUUUUAAACAAUUUAUUGGAAACAAAUAAUUUUGUACAAUGAGUAGAUAUGAGACAAAAAUAUCAGAUAACAUGAUAUUGAUUAUUUAGAUAAGAGUACAAUAUAUUGUUUGUGUUGUUAUUUCUAUUUAUAAUUUUAAUUUACAUGUUACAAGGAAGAGUAAAUAAUUCUGCUUUACUUGUAGUGCCAAAAUGUUUUAAUUUUUACAAUGAUUGUGACAUCUACAAAAAAAUGAAGGGUUUAUAUAUUCAUUCAAUCUUUUUUAAAUGUUGUUUCAUAUUGGAUAUUCUGCUGAAAAUAUUAUUCCAUGUAAAAUUGAUUGUGUCAAAUUAUAAAAGUGCCUAUAUUUAUUUAAUUUAUACAUGUUAUGGAUUAUUUAUACUUAUAAUAUUGCGUUCAGUUAAUGUCUAUUAUUUUAUUUAAAAUGAAUAUGGUUGUAAGAAAUUGAGGACAGUCUUGUGAUCUUUAAAAGAUGGAAUAAUUUUUUGUUAAUAGCAAGCAAACUCAAUUUCCUGAUUCAAAGUAUGUUUUAUUUUUCUAUUAAAUAUUAAAGAAUGUUA
Messenger RNA from Mytilus californianus (California mussel), 2615 nucleotides. Its product is annotated as WD repeat-containing protein 38-like. Gene Ontology annotation, molecular function: protein binding. Bases 296 to 1195 code for a protein of 299 amino acids. The transcript is spliced from 8 exons. The record is from RefSeq and is a predicted model, not a curated record. NCBI's taxonomy places the organism in Eukaryota, Metazoa, Mollusca, Bivalvia, Mytilida, Mytilidae.